This is a messenger RNA of Penicillium argentinense, 573 nucleotides long. RefSeq names its product peptide alpha-N-acetyltransferase complex B subunit NAT3. Gene Ontology annotation, biological process: N-terminal peptidyl-methionine acetylation. The record is from RefSeq and is a predicted model, not a curated record. Bases 1 to 573 code for a protein of 190 amino acids. The transcript is spliced from 3 exons. Gene Ontology annotation, molecular function: protein-N-terminal amino-acid acetyltransferase activity. Lineage: Eukaryota; Fungi; Ascomycota; Eurotiomycetes; Eurotiales; Aspergillaceae. Gene Ontology annotation, cellular component: NatB complex.
AUGACCUCGAUUGAUCGCAUGUCCCCGCUGGACCUGCUACAGAUGAAUCGAACGAAUCUGGACCCGCUGACCGAGAACUACGAUCUGGGCUUCUACCUCAACUACUUGACCCGAUGGCCGUCGCUGUGCAACGUGAUUAAGGACCGUGACGCUGGGGUUGUGGGUUACAUCAUGGGCAAACUCGAAGAACAGCCCACCGCGAUGCGUGCCUCAGAGCACUAUACCCCAUGGCACGGACAUAUCACAGUAUUGACCGUUGCACCUGAAUGGCGCCGACUUGGCUUUGCCACCCGCUUGACCGAGCAGCUUGAGCAAGCCUCAGAUGCCAACAACGCCUGGUUCGUCGAUCUCUACGUUCGAGCAGGGAACAAGGUGGCGGUCGACAUGUACAAGCGAAUGGGAUACUCUGUCUUCCGUCGCGUCGUCAACUAUUACAGCGAUGACCCAACGGGCAUGUCGGAGUCCGGAGAAGAUGCAUUUGAUAUGCGGAAGCCGUGUAGUCGAGACAAGAAGCUUGAGCAUGUGCGAGACAAGGGCGAGACCUUCUUAGUUUCCCCUGAAGACGUGUCUUGA